Molecule: messenger RNA, 1572 nt
Organism: Paramecium tetraurelia
Lineage: Eukaryota; Ciliophora; Oligohymenophorea; Peniculida; Parameciidae
Exons: 1
Biological process (GO): autophagy; protein autophosphorylation; peptidyl-serine phosphorylation
Cellular component (GO): cytoplasm; autophagosome
Molecular function (GO): protein serine/threonine kinase activity; ATP binding
Source: RefSeq, a predicted model, not a curated record
AUGAAUUAAUAGAAUUUGCCAUUCAUAUAUACUAGUUAAGAAGGUAGAUCUUAUGUAUGCGAAGAAAAAAUUGGAUAAGGCGCUCAAGGAAUGAUAUAUAAAGGUUACAAAUAAGACCAACCAAAUCUAAAGGUAGCAAUAAAAUUUUCGGACGAUACUAGGGAUGAUGAAUUGUAAUUUUUGUAUAGACUCAAAAAAACAUCCAAUUAAUUUCAUCACAUCAUCUAGUACUAUGAUGUUGAUUAUGAUAAGAAUAGUUCAUUUAAAAAGUACUGCUUUGUUAUGGAAUUGGGCUCCAAAAAUUUACUAGAAGAGAUUUAAUUUACGAAUAAUAAGGAUGAAUCCCAGAAAAUAUAAAUUAUUUAAUAGAUUGCUUUUGGGAUCAAUGAGAUUCAUUAAUUUAAACAUAUUCAUAGAGAUAUUAAACCUGAAAAUAUUAUUUAAGUUGGUGAUAAAUGGAAACUGUGUGAUUUUGGAUUUCUUAAACAUCAAAUUAGUAAAAAUGUCACUUAAAAAGUUGGUACUCCAUAUUAUAUAGCUCCAGAAAUUGCUUUUUAAGAUCCUACUAAAAAUGUUUAGUAUAAUACUAAAGUAGAUAUUUGGUCAUUUGGAUGUAUCAUCUAUGAAUUUCUAACAGGUGAUUUGUUUUUUUAAGGAGAUUCAUAAGAGGAAGUGGUUUAAUAAAUUUAUAGUUAUUGUUAGAGUUAAAUAUCUAAUGCGAGAGAAAAAAAUAAGGAUAAUAGAUUCAAUAGGAUUAAAAAUCCUAAGUUAUAAAAAUUAUGCAAAUGUACAAUGACAGUUGAUCCUGAAUAACGAUAUGAUACUAAUUAAGUCAUUGAAGAACUUAAUAAUCUUAUCUAGGACAAACCUAUCAUUCCUAAAGAUGAUGCCAAUGAAAGGAAAACUAUCAAUAAUAAUACUCCUAACACUAAAUUUGUCCUUUAAAACCAAGCUAACAUGAAUACCCAGCCAUAAAUAUAAGCACCGACAUUUUUAUAAUCAAAUUUAGGAUAAAACAGUACUUUUAUUUCCACCCUUCAAAAGCCCCAAAGCUUCCAACAACAUAAUACUUUUCCAAGCAUUUAAUCUUUCCCUACAAAAGAUCAAAAGGCUUAACCCUAAAAUCUACCAUAAUUUUAAUUAAGUAAUAAUUAAUAGGCGUAGUAAUCAAUAUCAUAGAGUAAUUCAAAAAUAUAAUUAAAUACUUUAUAACCUUAAUAAUUUUAAUUCACCUAAACAUUUCCGAAACCUCCAUUUUAACCACAAUUUUUAACUAACACUCAACCACAAAUAACCUCUAUCAUAAAUUAACCAAAUAUAGAAUCAACCUAAAAUUUUCAAGGAAAUAAUAAUCAAAAUUAAAAUUAAGUUUAAGUAUAAGCAUUGAUGACUUAACAUCUGAAAAAAAUAGUAUAACCAAACUACGUUGAUUGCAUUCUAAACUAUUACUAAAAUUAAAAGAUUGACAAUAAUUGUAAUGAUGCAAUAGAUUAUCUUCAAAUCAUAGUUAAUUAUGUUAACAAUGAAGUUAGUUCUAAAGUUUAAAAUAUUACACCACUAGAUAAUAAAUGA